GACUAGUGCGGUUUCCUUGAGACAAGGCAAAGCACUGAUCCCUGCGAUGGAUUCAGUGACCUUUGAGGACGUGUGUGUGACUUUCACUCAGGAAGAGUGGGCUCUGCUGCAUCCUGCACAGAAGAAACUCUACAGAGAUGUGAUGUGGGAAACUGUGAGGAACCUGGCCUCUGUGGGGAGUGAAUUGGACGACCAGGACGUUACAAAUCAGUACAGAAUCCAAGAGGAAAAUGUAAGAAGUUAUGUAAUACAAAGACUCUAUGAAAGUAAAGAAGUUACUCAGCAUGGAGAAAGCUUCAGCCAGAUUCCAAACACUGGUGUGACCAAGAUAACUUCUGGGGGAAAACCAUAUCACUGUAGCAUGUGUGGAAAAGGCUUCAUGCUUUGUUCAUCUCUCACUAGGCAUGCCAAAUCUCACCCUGGGCAUGAACUCGAUGGGUUUAAGUGUGGAAAGAAGCAAUAUAAAUGUAAGGAAUGUGGGGACACCUUCAGUUACCUCAAAUCCUUUCAGAGACAUGAAAGGACUCACGCUGGAGAAACCCCCUACAGGUGUAAGUACUGCGGGAAGACCUUCAUCUAUUACCAGCCCUUUCAGACACAUGAGCGGACACACACUGGAGAGAAACUCUAUCAGUGUGAGCAUUGUGGUAAAGUGCUUAGCUCUCCUGGUUCUCUUCGAAUUCAUGAAAGAAUUCACACCGGGGAGAAGCCCUAUGUGUGUGAGAAGUGCGGGAAAGCCUUCAGCAGUCCCAGUUCCAUCCAAAUCCACGAAAGAACCCACACCGGGGAGAAGCCCUAUAAAUGCAGAGAAUGCGGGAAAGCCUUCAUAUCCCACACAAGUGUUAAAACACACAUGGUAACGCACAGUGGUGAUGCAGACAAGCCUUACAGGUGCAAGGACUGCGGGAAGGCCUUCCUUCGGCCAUGUUUUCUUCGAGUGCAUGAGCGAAUUCACACUGGAGAGAAGCCAUAUGUUUGCAAACAGUGUGGAAAAGCUUUCAGAUGUUCCUCUUCAAUUCAGAGUCACAAAAGGACUCACACGGGAGAGAAGCCGUACGCGUGUAAGGAGUGUGGGAAAACUUUCAGUGCCCACUCAGCAUUCCGAGUCCACAGGCGGGUGCAUACCGGAGAGAGACCUUAUAAAUGCAGAGACUGUGGGAAAGCCUUCAUCUGUCUCACGUACUGCCGCGCACACGAAAGAAAACACACCAGAGAGAAAGCCUACGAAUGUGAACAGUGUGGAAAAGCCUUUGUUCUUCUUGAAAACUUUCGACGACAUGUCAAAACACACACUGAAGACCUACCUUACAAAUGUAAGGAAUGUGGAAAAGCUUUCGUUUUCCUCAGCGCACUUCGAGCACAUGAAAGGAUUCACACUGAAGAGAAGCCUUAUGAGUGUAAACAAUGUGGCAAAACCUUUAGAUGUUCAAGUUACGUUCAGGUCCACAGGCGAAUCCACACCGGUGAGAAACCCUAUGAAUGUAAGGACUGUGGGAAAACCUUCAUUCAUUCUACGAGCUUUCGAAGACACAUGAGACUGCACACAGGAGAGAAACCCUAUGAAUGUAAGCAGUGUGAGAAGGCCUUCAGGCUUGACAGUUCUCUUAAAAGACAUGAAAGAACUCACAGCUGAAAGAAAUGUGUUUAGUGUACACAUUAUGGGAGAACUUUUUGCUUUGUCAACAUCCUUCAAUAAAUGUGAAACUGCACAAUAGAGAGAUAACAAAUGUGAGGAAUGGGGGACAAAUGUUUUCAAUUUUAACACUUUGUUGUGAAAUUAUCCAUUGUAGAGAAAUCUCAUGCUAUUAAUUUAGUAAUUAAGUAAUACAGGAAACUAACUACAGUGUUAUAGGAAACUCACAUCAAAUGGGCCAGAAAAUUUUAAAUGUGAGGAAACAUGAAAGCUAAACAUGCCUGUCAGUGUUUGUUUCUGAUA
Molecule: messenger RNA, 1936 nt
Organism: Grammomys surdaster
Lineage: Eukaryota; Metazoa; Chordata; Mammalia; Rodentia; Muridae
Product: zinc finger protein 791-like
Exons: 4
Coding region: 47-1633 (528 amino acids)
Biological process (GO): regulation of transcription by RNA polymerase II
Cellular component (GO): nucleus
Molecular function (GO): DNA-binding transcription activator activity, RNA polymerase II-specific; RNA polymerase II cis-regulatory region sequence-specific DNA binding
Source: RefSeq, a predicted model, not a curated record